Molecule: messenger RNA, 393 nt
Organism: Penicillium lagena
Lineage: Eukaryota; Fungi; Ascomycota; Eurotiomycetes; Eurotiales; Aspergillaceae
Exons: 2
Coding region: 1-393 (130 amino acids)
Source: RefSeq, a predicted model, not a curated record
AUGUUGAAAACUAAGAGGAACUACCCUAUUGAUAUGUGUAAUGUCGUUUGGAAUUUGUUUGAGGGCAAAGACAUGUUCAAUGGCAACGAUCCAAAUGGGAAAGGCUAUUCAACCUUAACACACUCAGCUGAAGUUGUUCGGGUUUUAGGGCCCCCUCCAUUGUCUUUACUUAAGCGUGGAAUACAAAGUCAUAAGUUUUUCACUAAAGAUGGUAUGCCCUGCUCCGUUAACUACACCGAUCCCAACAUGUAUAUUUGUGGCUUACGGGAUUAUCAAAUAGGAGGAAAGGUGAGGUUGAGAUAUCAAAAAAUCUCCCUAGAAAGCUCAGAAGAUUUUCUCAGCGGACAACAUAAUGAGAUGUUCUUAGAGUUCACGAGGGGAAUGCUUCAAUAG